Molecule: messenger RNA, 1624 nt
Organism: Cicer arietinum (chickpea)
Lineage: Eukaryota; Viridiplantae; Streptophyta; Magnoliopsida; Fabales; Fabaceae
Product: peptide chain release factor PrfB3, chloroplastic
Biological process (GO): translational termination
Molecular function (GO): translation release factor activity
Source: RefSeq, a predicted model, not a curated record
UCUCUUCGGAAAAACGAACCGACGUGUAUGCAAUUUAGUCCACUGAUCUUUUUUGUGACAGAUGGAAAUUCCAGAAAAGAUUCUUUUUCAUUUGAAGAUAAGGUAACAAACAAAAGUGAAGUGAAAUUUCGGUCUUCAGAUUUUGCUUCAAACAUAAAUAAACAAUACAAAGAUCUUCACAGCGUUAUGGCAGCUAUAGUCUCUAAAAGUGCUUCUGCAAGAACUACUCAUGAUGUUGUUUCUUCUUUUAGCUCAAAAUGGUAUUCAUCUGUUGCAAAGAAGAAGCUUCUGUGUUCUUUCAGAAUUAGAGCUUGUCAAUCCAUGGCUAACAAUAAGGAUAUCUACAAACAAGUGGGUUUAUUUUCACUAAGAAGGAAAAUUGACGACACAGUUAUUCGUGCUGAGAUGUAUGCAUCAACAGCUUUGGAAAUGGAAGAAGCAAGGUGGAUUAAGCAGGAAGAAAUGGUACGCGAUUCGGAUCUGUGGGAUGACCCAUCUAAGUCCAAUGACAUUCUUGUCAAGUUGGCUAACAGUGCCAAAGUGGUUGAUUCUCUAAAGGACAUGAGAUACAAGGUAGAGGAAGCACAGCUGAUCAAACAAUUGGCUGAGAUGAAUGCUAUUGAUUAUGGGCUCUAUAAACAAGCAUAUGAUGCAUCUGUAGAUGUGAGCAACAUUCUGGAUCAGUAUGAGAUAUCCAAGCUUCUUAAAGGGCCAUUUGAUAUGGCUGGAGCAUGUUUGAUUAUAAAAGCUGGACCUAGUGGCAUCUGUCCAGAGCUCUGGGCAGAACAACUCCUACAAAUGUAUCUUGGAUGGGCCAAAAGACAAGGUUACGAAGGAAGGAUUGUUGACAGGUGUUCGAUCGAGAAUGGAGGAAUUAAUUCGGCAACUAUAGAGUUUGAAUUUGAAUGUGCUUAUGGAUAUCUUUUGGGGGAAAAAGGAGUUCACCACCUCAUAAGGGGUUCUCCAAAUGAAUCUUCUCAGCUCGAGACUAGCUCAGCAAUUGUAGAUGUUGUUCCCUUGUUCCUAGAGAAUGCUCGUGAUCUUGAGAUCGAUUCUGAGGAUUUGAUUGUCUCAUCUCCCUUGAUUCAUGGAGAACAUAAAAGAAGAACUGAACCUACAGUUUGCAUUCAGCAUCUACCUACCGGGAUAAGUGUCCAAUCAUCUGGUGAGAGAAGCCAGUUUGCAAAUAAGAUGAAAGCACUAAACAGAUUGAAAGCUAAACUUGAAGUGAUAGCAAGGGAACAAGGAGUUGGUAGUAUAGAUAAUAUAGUUAAGGGUAAUAUUGUCAAUCUUUGGGAAGAAGAAACUAGGAGGUAUGUAUCUCAUCCAUACAAGUUAGUACAUGAUGUAAAGACUGGCAUUGAGAUGUCAGACCUAAAUACUAUUUUGGAUGGGAAUAUUGGACCCCUUAUUGCAGCUCAUAUUAAUAUGAGAGACUAAUGUGGUGUCUUCAAUUCUGAAUUCAUGUUCAUCAAUUAUUUAGGAUGUUAUACUUAGUAUUUUUCACAUUUUGGUCCUGCAAAUUUUGAGGAUUUUCUUCAAUUCGUUGAUAUAUCUGAACAAAAAACACAAAAUUGGGUAUCAAAUCAUCCAAUUUGGCUUGUACCUACAUAUUUUUGUUAAA